Molecule: messenger RNA, 129 nt
Organism: Chaetura pelagica (chimney swift)
Lineage: Eukaryota; Metazoa; Chordata; Aves; Apodiformes; Apodidae
Product: peptidyl-prolyl cis-trans isomerase FKBP1B
Exons: 1
Coding region: 1-129 (42 amino acids)
Biological process (GO): regulation of cardiac muscle contraction by regulation of the release of sequestered calcium ion
Cellular component (GO): sarcoplasmic reticulum membrane
Molecular function (GO): peptidyl-prolyl cis-trans isomerase activity
Source: RefSeq, a predicted model, not a curated record
AUGAGCUUAGGACAAAGAGCCAAGUUGACCUGCACACCUGAGAUGGCCUACGGAGCCACAGGCCACCCUGGGGUAAUCCCUCCCAAUGCUACUCUCCUCUUUGAUGUGGAGCUUCUCAGGUUAGAGUGA